This is a messenger RNA of Aureobasidium musti, 1606 nucleotides long. Lineage: Eukaryota; Fungi; Ascomycota; Dothideomycetes; Dothideales; Saccotheciaceae. The record is from the annotation of a GenBank genome assembly.
ACGUUCUCAAUACUUCAUCAUUAUGCAAGACCUCAAAGUACCGCAAGCCAUUGAGGCUAGACAAAGUUCGAGGCAGGACUCAGAAAACAUGAACAUCUCCGAAGCACCCUCCAUACCAACCUGGCGUCUUAUACUCUUGAUCGUCAGCCUAUGUAUCGGUCUCUUCCUCUCCCUCCUCGACACUUCGAUUGUAGCCACAGCUCUCUACGAUAUCAGCGUCUCGUUUUCUUCACCCCAUACAGCUACUUGGAUUGCUCUGUCCUACACUCUCUCCUACCUCAGCUUUGCCGUCCCUUUUGCCAAUCUCAGCGAUGUUAUCGGCCGUCGCGCUGCCUGGUCGCUCGCCUUUUCCAUCUUCUUUGCCUUCUCGUUGGCUUGUGGGUUUGCAAAGACAUUGAUGCAGUUGAUUGGCUUUCGGGCUGUGCAGGGAGUGGGUGGAAGUGGACUGUACUCAUUGACAAUGAUUGUGAUGCCGGAAAUCGUCAAAAAGGAACAGAGGAAGUGGAUUGGUGCUGUUGUCGGCUUGGUUGUUGCUGUGGCAGGUGUCACGGGGCCAGUGAUAGGAGGUAUAAUAACCAAGUUUGCGACUUGGAGAUGGGUAUUUUGGAUCAAUGGCCCUGUUGCUGCUGUCUCUGUUGUACUGUUCCUUCUUACUUGGCCUGCUGAGAGCAUGGUAAAGCAACCUAUUCGCCGUUCUUGGAAACAGCUCGACUUCCCUGGUUCUUUCCUCCUCAUUGCCGCAUCUGUCCUUGUUGUCUUUGCCUUCCAGCAAGCCGGCCUCAAACCCAACUCUUGGGACAAAGGUCUUUUCCUGACGCCCUUGCUUGUAGGCUGCUUCUGCUGGUGUGUUCUCUUCGCUUGGGAAACCUUCGCCUCAAGCCACUCCUUCUCAGUCAUCCUGCCUCUUCGACUGCUCAAACACCGCGUGUAUGCAACCACCGUAAUGGUAACUGUGCUAACAGGCUUUGUAAACUUCAUCGCUGUCUACAGUCUCCCUCUCCACUUCCAAAUCGUCAAUGGAACAAGCUCACCCAUUGCCGGAGUGGCUUUACUCCCCUUACUGGUCUGGGCAGCUAUAGGCAGUAUGCUAGGUGGCCUCACCGCUAACCACUCUUUCCCUGCUUUGGCCAUUGCAAACGGUAUGAUGGCUCUAGGAGCAGGUCUCUUGUCUACAUUGACACAGCAUCAUGGCGUGCAAGCUAAGACGUAUGGCUUUGAGGUGCCACUGGGACUAGGCAUGGGACUUUCUAUCUCGGCCUCAACGUUGCUGGCGGCGACGCAAUGUGAGGCUACGGAUUUAGCUGUAGCGCAGGGAGUUGUCGCGCAAGCUAGGGUCUUGGGUGGAAGUAUUGGGAUUGCGGCAUCAUCUGCUAUCUUGGGCAGUAUGAGUGCGAAGGCUGGCAGGUCAGGCGAAGUGGUUGAUGAGAAGUCAAUAUAUACGAAUGCUUUCUCGAAAACGAUGUGGGUUUGUGCUAUCGUCGCUUGCAUUGCUGUGGUGCUCUCGGCAGGGACUUAUCAAAAAGGAGCAGGGCAGGCAUCACAGUCGUCUGCAAGCGCCGAACAAGUCACCAUACAGGAGCAAGAAAUUGUUGUAGAAAAAGUAGUC